GCAGCGGGGACCGCGGCAGGGCAGCGGGACUAUGACCUCCUGGUGAUUGGUGGAGGAUCUGGCGGCCUGGCGUGUGCCAAGGAAGCCGCUCAGUUGGGAAAGAAGGUAGCUGUGGUUGAUUAUGUGGAACCUUCCCCUCAAGGCACCAAAUGGGGCCUCGGUGGUACCUGUGUCAACGUCGGCUGCAUCCCCAAGAAGCUGAUGCACCAGGCAGCCCUGCUGGGGGCCCAGAUCCAAGAUGCCCACCACUACGGCUGGGAGGUGACCCACCCCGUCCAGCAUGACUGGAAGAAAAUGGCAGAAGCUGUUCAGAACUACAUCAAAUCCUUGAACUGGGGGCACCGAGUUCAGCUACAGGACAGAAAAGUCAAGUACCUCAACAUCAAAGCCAGCUUUGUCAAUGAGCACACGGUGUGCGGCGUCACAAAAGCAGAUAAGAAGACUCUGCUUUCGGCUGACCACAUAGUCAUCGCUACUGGAGGACGGCCAAAGUACCCCAUGCAUGUUGAAGGUGCUUUGGAGUAUGGGAUUACAAGCGAUGACAUAUUCUGGAUGAAGGAGUCCCCUGGAAAAACGUUGGUGGUCGGCGGCAGCUAUGUUGCCCUGGAGUGUGCUGGCUUCCUUUCGGGUGUGGGCCUGGACACCACGGUGAUGUUGCGCAGUAUCCCCCUGCGGGGCUUUGACCAGCAAAUGUCUUCCUUGGUCACGGAGCACAUGGCAUCUCACGGCAUCCAGUUCCUAAGAGGCUGCACACCCUCGAGGGUCAGGAGACUCCCUGAUGGCCGCCUCCAGGUGACCUGGGAGGACCGAGCUUCUGGCAACGAAGACUCAGGCACUUUCGAUACCGUCCUGUGGGCCAUUGGCCGAGUUCCAGAAACCAGAAGUCUGAAUUUGGAAAAGGCUGGAGUCAUUAUCAGCCCUGACAGUCAAAAGAUCUUAGUUGACGCCUGGGAAGCCACCUCUGUGCCCCACAUUUACGCCAUUGGAGAUGUGGCAGAGGGGCGGCCGGAGCUCACGCCCACAGCAAUCAUGGCAGGGAAGCUUCUAGCCCAGCGUCUCUUUGGUGGUUCCUCGGCCUUGAUGGAAUAUGACAAUGUUCCCACGACAGUCUUCACCCCACUGGAGUAUGGCUGUGUGGGGCUGUCUGAGGAAGAGGCUGUGGCUCGCCACGGACAGGAGUGUGUGGAGGUCUAUCAUGCGUACUAUAAACCACUGGAGUUCACAGUGGCUGAGCGGGAUGCAUCCCAAUGUUACAUAAAGGUGGUGUGUUUGAGGGAGCCCCCGCAGCUGUUGCUUGGCUUGCACUUCCUUGGCCCCAGUGCAGGAGAAGUCACUCAAGGAUUUGCUCUGGGUAUCAAGUGUGGUGCCUCCUAUAAGCAAUUGAUGCGGACAGUGGGCAUCCACCCCACAUGUGCUGAGGAGGUGGCCAAGCUGCAUAUCUCCAAGCGCUCAGGCUUGGACCCCACUGUGACAGGCUGCUGA
Messenger RNA from Chrysochloris asiatica (Cape golden mole), 1482 nucleotides. It is a transcript of the gene TXNRD2, whose product is annotated as thioredoxin reductase 2. Gene Ontology annotation, cellular component: mitochondrion; cytosol. Gene Ontology annotation, molecular function: flavin adenine dinucleotide binding; thioredoxin-disulfide reductase (NADPH) activity; glutathione-disulfide reductase (NADPH) activity. Bases 202 to 1482 code for a protein of 426 amino acids. The transcript is spliced from 17 exons. The record is from RefSeq and is a predicted model, not a curated record. Gene Ontology annotation, biological process: cellular response to oxidative stress; glutathione metabolic process; cell redox homeostasis. NCBI's taxonomy places the organism in Eukaryota, Metazoa, Chordata, Mammalia, Afrosoricida, Chrysochloridae.